Messenger RNA from Capronia epimyces CBS 606.96, 429 nucleotides. RefSeq lists its product as uncharacterized. The transcript is spliced from 3 exons. The annotation marks the transcript as partial. The record is from RefSeq and is a predicted model, not a curated record. Lineage: Eukaryota; Fungi; Ascomycota; Eurotiomycetes; Chaetothyriales; Herpotrichiellaceae.
AUGGCUGGAUACGUGCAGGCGCAGGACCAAGUGCAGGCCAUGGUGGCCCAUGUCAAGACCUUGACUGUUGAGAAAUUGAAGAUACUGCUACGCACCGAAGGACUGCCAGUGUCGGGGGUGAAAAGCGAGCUGCAGAUCAGAGCAAUUGCGCAUAUCGAAAAGCUGCGCAAUGCGGGCGACCUGACGAACUUGAGUCGCCUGCGCGGCAAUAUGAGAGCACCCUCGUCCAUGUACAGUUCCAACACUUAUCCUUCACCAUACUCUACGCACACGCCGACCUCUUCAGCAUCGCCUCAGUUCUCCUCUCCCAACCCUCGUGCCCCGUAUACAAUGUCGCCAAACUCGCCCUAUGCGCCCGGUCGCAUCACAUUCAAGAGCUCGCCCUUCUACACCAUCGUCAAACCGCUCACCCAAACGCUCGAGUGCAAA